Molecule: messenger RNA, 1313 nt
Organism: Juglans microcarpa x Juglans regia
Lineage: Eukaryota; Viridiplantae; Streptophyta; Magnoliopsida; Fagales; Juglandaceae
Product: 1-aminocyclopropane-1-carboxylate oxidase homolog 4-like
Exons: 3
Coding region: 68-1168 (366 amino acids)
Source: RefSeq, a predicted model, not a curated record
UAUAUAUAGUAUAUACAAGUAUCCCCAAACCAAAGCCAAGUGCCAAUUAGUUACACAAACCCAAAGUAUGGCAACCAUGGCUACUGCAACCUCCAGCUACGACCGUAUGAAGGAAGUGAAGGAAUUUGAUGAGUCCAAGAUUGGGGUGAAGGGCCUUUCCGAUUCAGGCAUCACUUCCAUCCCUCGGUUCUUCAUACACCCUCCCGAAACCCUCUCCGACCUCAAAUCUUCCUCCACGUUCACCAACAUCCCCAUCAUCGACCUUGCCGAAGUGAGCUCCAGCGCUCUCCGACCGAAAAUCAUCCAACAAGCCAAAGACGCCGCCAGAACCUGGGGUUUCUUCCAGGUGAUCAACCAUGGAGUGCCUUUGUCGGUGCUGGACGAGACCAUCAACGCCAUAAAAGCGUUCCACGACCAACCCCACGAGGUCAAGGCCAAGUUCUACAAACGAGAGGAAGGCCAGGGGGUGAUGUACGCGAGCAACAACGACUUGUACAGGGCCAAGGCCGCUGCCUGGCACGACUCGUUGCAAGCGUGGAUGGGGGUGAGGAAGGCAAAGGUGGAGGAUAUACCAGAGAUCUGUAGAAAGGAGGUUGUAGCAUGGGAUAAGAGUGCAACAGAGGUGGCGGAGACUGUGAUGGAGUUACUGUCUGAAGGGUUGGGAUUGGAGGCUGGGAAGUUCAAGGAGUUGACGUUUUCGGAUCAGAGGGCUUUUGUGGGACAUUGUUAUCCGUACUGCCCACAACCGGAGCUGACGGUAGGGAUAACGCCGCAUUCGGAUCCGGGGGUGGUGACGGUUCUGUUGCGGAACCAUGUUCCUGGGUUGCAAGUGAAGCAUGGUGAGGAGUGGGUGGACGUCAAGCCUGUGCCUGGAGGUUUGAUUGUUAACGUUGGAGACUUUCUUCAGAUAAUCUCUAAUGGAGAGUACCAAAGUGUACAGCAUAGAGUGCUGGCUAAUUCGUGUAAGGAAGCAAGAAUCUCAAUCGUCAUUUUCUACAACCUGAAUAAAUGGAAGGGAGAUGGCUAUUAUGGACCUCUACCGGAGCUGCUGUCACCGGAAAAGCCAGCUAUAUAUCGGAACUUCACGAUGCAGGAAUUCCACGACAACUUUUAUAGCAAGGCCAUUGAUAACAAGUCUCUGAUACAGAAACUUGAAAUUCAGAACUAGCAUCUCCAUCUAGACCUGUACGUACGGACGUACCCUAAUUAAACAAGGCCAACGUGGACGAGAAUGCAUGGCAAACUUACGAAUCCUAAUGCUGCUACUGUACAAUAUGGCCAUUUCCUGAUUGUAAUGAUCUGUUUGUGUGCAA